GCCAUUACUAACCAUUCUGUCAGGCGCGAAAGUUGCGUAGCGGUUAUUUCGCAGUUAUAUUUUCAUUGUUCGUAUGUGUCGAGAUUCAAUACAACUACGAUUGCCUCUGUGUUUUCGUGCCGCGAGUGUCUAUUGUCCUGCGAGGUUUGCUAAGCCGAAGGAGUUGAGUAAUGGCUUCGUGGAAGUGUAGUAAGACGCUUCUCUUACGCGUAGGUGUUCUGUGCGAAAAAGGACGAGGUUCGCGAGAAGCGGAAUAAACGUGAAAAGGCUCCUGCCUUUCCACGAGGACGCCUCCAAUUAUACGGAACACGAAGAUCGCAUUCGGUUCCUCUUUGUGAUGGGUGUGAUACCACUGUACCAGUCGUUUGAGGAUGUCUCAGAUGGAGCACAUGGCCAGCACCAGCUUCAGAGGAGCCAACAUCAAGCAUUUUUCUUUCACCAAAAACAAAAACAAAACAAAAGAACUUCACAUACCAGGAGCUGUGGAGAAUGCUAUGAGGAAAUCAGGAUCAGAAAAGAAUUUGUACUCAACAGAAGGCUUCAAUUUCUUGGACAGCAUUAUUGUUCCAGCAAGCCAUGGACUAAAAAUGCGAGUUUUCUUUGAAAUACACUAUGGAGCCAUAGGCCUACUGGGGAAGGAGGGCUCCAUAAAACUUCUCCUAACGAGUGGUUUGCCGAACCGCAAGGUCACUUGGAAGACGGCAACUUCAGUUCUAGCAGAAAGUGUGGCAACAAGUAUUAGAGUUAGAGCAGCAAUCCUCUCCAAUCAGGGACUGCUGGAGUUGGAUUGCGAGGCGUGGAGGAGCUUCCCGAGAAGUUGGGCCAGUUCGUUACACAGAGAUUCAGUUGCGGGAGCUGUAAGCAAGGUCAGAGGAGACCGCUCCAUGACCCUUCCGAGAGGGAGGAACGUGCUAGGAUCUGCGUGGGACGGCAACGUCAAUGGUGGCUUGCGCUGUUCUAGGCGGCCGAGCGAAGGGGUGGUGGCCCGCAAGGACGCCCUCGCCAGGCGAGAUUGUUCCAUCGACUGGAGACGGCCCUGGGUGGUGCGGCUCCACGGUAGGCAGUACUUGUGUACCCCAGCGGCGUCGUGUAAGAGGCCUACUAGUUCCGAUAAGGAGCAAAAACCUCAUACUGUAGUACAGUUACAUUAG
This is a messenger RNA of Gryllus bimaculatus (two-spotted cricket), 1151 nucleotides long. The record is from the annotation of a GenBank genome assembly. NCBI's taxonomy places the organism in Eukaryota, Metazoa, Arthropoda, Insecta, Orthoptera, Gryllidae.